Pogoniulus pusillus (Red-fronted tinkerbird) is the source of this 2109-nucleotide messenger RNA. RefSeq names its product PICALM interacting mitotic regulator (gene PIMREG). The record is from RefSeq and is a predicted model, not a curated record. Bases 81 to 920 code for a protein of 279 amino acids. NCBI's taxonomy places the organism in Eukaryota, Metazoa, Chordata, Aves, Piciformes, Lybiidae. The transcript is spliced from 5 exons.
AGGGCUUCGGGUGCGGUGGCUGUGCCGGGUCCCGAUCGUCGCUUGUUGCAGGAAUAAGCUUGACCAGGAAUUGCAACAAGAUGGCAUCUGUGCUACAAAACGUCAAGGCCUCAAUGUCUUGGCGGAAACACCAGCUCCUGGGUGACUUUGAUGAGAAUGAGAGCCCUGUGCCUGACAAAUUCAAGAGAAGGCCUUCUCUGAGCUCUCUCAAUACCAUCCGCAUGUCCCUGCGGAAGCGAGUACCAUUAAAGCCAGUAGAGAUGAAUUUUCAUGAGACCCCAACUUGGGAAAGCCUGGAAGCAAGACAGAAGUGCCAAACUCUUCAGAGUAUUAGAAGAACAGCAAAAAAUGCUUUUGGAACAGUGUCCCAGAGAAUACAGAAGUCUUGUCAAAGCCCAGUGUGCCCCAUGCUGACCUGUCCAGCUGAAUCCAUCAGCAGAAGCUGUGCCACCAGUUCUGCCAAGAAAAGAAGUACCACACCUCGAACCUCCCGCCGUAAGGAGUCAGCAGCCAGUUCCAAAGGCACCCCAAGAUCCAGCAAAAGAGCCCAGCUUAGGCCAACAAGGGUGUCAGAACACAGAGAAUGCAAGGGUUUGUCAGCCUGGCUUGGCAAAGAUGCUGUCUCUCUCCGGAGGUCGAGAAGAGCAGCAGCACUGAAGAGUCCUUAUUCAUCACCUGCUCCUAGCAGCAGAAAGCUAGAGUUUGACUGUGAGCUGGAGCUGGUCUCCUCCAGGAUCUGCCAGUUGAAGCGCCUCUCCCAGGCAUUUGAUGAUGCUGCUGUGCAAGAGGAGAGGCUCCAUUCGGUAUCAGACUACAGCUCUUUGACGGCACAGAACUUGCAGUCUGCACGUCCAGCUCAGAAACCUUCUCAAGCUAUCAGAGGGUGUGCAAAGAAACUCUAUGGAGCACUUGGUACCUAGGCAGAGAGAGCUGUAACUAGUGUUAGUUUAUGAGCACAUAUAAAGGAGAGCUCUGUGGAGUGCUUGUAAAGGUGCACUCCAUACACAGAAAGCCAUAACAUUUUAUAAUCUUUCAUGACAAAGCAGCUCAGGCCUUCCCUCCCCCUGCUUUCUCUUUCCAAGUGAACAGGAGAAUCAGAGUAGUAGCACAUCUGCUGAGACAGGAACUACUUGGACAUCUAUGCUGAACGGACCAGAGCAAGGGCCAUCAUAGGCAGUAUUUAGACUGGUAUCCAAUUGCCACAAGCUGCAGUAAUAACACUUUGCAUACUGAAAAUGCUGGUCCGUUAUGCUGACAGCUUAACAUAUAUAUAUAACAUAUAUAUAUAUACACAAAGAAAGCAAAAGUUGAGCAUUGUGUUUAGCUGGAAGUUAGUGAAACAGCAGUGAUUUGUUAUCCUGACCACAACUGCCAUUGCAAGGCAACAGGUUUCUGUGGAGUCAUUCAUACCAUGAGAGAGAAACUACAUUAAGACUUUGUUAAGGAUUGCUAUUAGAUUAGCCUAAUUAAUCCUAAGUACUUAGGUUCCAGACAAGCUGUACAGUAUUUCCUGCUGCUGCUUUAAACAGCCUCUUGGCAGUUGAGUUAGACAUUGGUUUUGUACUACAACAUCUUUUAGUUCUGGGCAGUAGCUCAGAUUUAUUCUUUCCAUGUCCCAGUGCUACUCCUAUAAAGCUUUCACUGAGAUGGUGUCUUGUUCAUAAAUAUUUUAAAUAUGACUUUUGUGAAGGAAAGAGAGUUGGAGUCAACCUCCAAUCUAAGUAUUGUUUCAGGCAGUCAGAUGUAUUAAACGGCCUCUAUUUAUACUGCUUCCACUAGCUGCUAGGAUAUGUACAGUGAUGGCUUAAUAGUUCCCCACAUCACUGGUAAGAAAAAUCAGUGACACUGUUUGCUUAAAGGCAAGGAAGGUUUUAUUUGACUAAUCUGUGAUAAGAUUUUAAAAACCAGCUCACGUCAAAAUCUGUACCAGUUGUAGAAAUCUUACUCCUUGUUCCAUAUUAAGAAAUUCAUUAUUGUACAUUUUUGUUUUGAUUCUUUACAAGGCAGCCAUAGGAAAUAUAAACAUUUGUCACCAGAUAGAACCUUCUCACAGUCAAACAAUAGUCCAAAGUAUGCACAGAAUAAUAAAACUACAAGCUGAAAGUAACA